AUGAGUCUUUUCACGAUUACAACGAACUGUUUGCUGAGCCUUUUGGGUGGUUUCGUCUCGUUGAAGCUGAUACAAGAAUACAUUCCAAUCUUCAUUCAACGUGGGCACUAUGGAAACGAUCAAUGCAAGGUGAGCAACGCUCCAAUUCCUGAGCCGAUGGGUGUCAUCACUGCAGCCGUUUAUCUUAUUAUCAUGUUCAUCUUCAUACCAUUUCCCCUUCUCGAAUGGACAUACACCGAGCGUUUAUUCCCGCACGAUAAAUUCUUGGCCUUCCUCUCAGCGAUCAUCUCGAUUUGCACAGCAAUUUUAUUGGGUUUCGCCGAUGAUAUGCUUGAUUUGAGCCUGCUGCUUCGGCGUCUCCUUCCGGUUUUGGUGCCGCUGGUUUCGGUCGGUCAAAGUCUCAUCAUUGCUUCAUCGACCACUUUAUACAAUGUCAUACAGCUAUAUCGCCUUCAAGAUCCGAUCGAAUGUUGGUACAAUUGGUUGUCAAUCUACUUUUUGUUACCAUUCAUCACAACAUCGUUGAUCCUCUAUAACUUCAAUAAGUAUCCGGCUCGCGUUUUCGUUGGUGACACGUACUGUUAUUGGGCGGGCAUGACGUUGGCUGCAGUGGCAAUUCUCGGACAUUUCUCAAAAACGGCGAUGCUUUUCUUUAUUCCACAGACUUCUGAAUGGCCGGAAAAUUCUAACACUUUCACCGUCAAUCACCAGCUAAGUUUUUCAUAUGCUCUUGAAUUCUGC
Messenger RNA from Mesorhabditis belari, 741 nucleotides. Lineage: Eukaryota; Metazoa; Nematoda; Chromadorea; Rhabditida; Rhabditidae. The record is from the annotation of a GenBank genome assembly.